Molecule: messenger RNA, 387 nt
Organism: Botrytis sinoallii
Lineage: Eukaryota; Fungi; Ascomycota; Leotiomycetes; Helotiales; Sclerotiniaceae
Exons: 2
Coding region: 1-387 (128 amino acids)
Source: RefSeq, a predicted model, not a curated record
AUGGUGAGAUCUUUGGUCCCCUCCGCUCUCGCUCUCGAUAUGACGGCUCUCAAAGCAACACUAGAAAAACUAAGAAAACUCUAUCAACGAUGUAUAUAUGUAUGUAUUUAUCAUUGCAGGUAUCACUUGGGCAACUGUGCAGCAAGCUCCCACGACUCAACGGAACUUAACGAACUUGAAACUUUAAUCUUCCUCAAAUAUAAAACCAAACUACAAAUAAGUAGCAGAUCUACGUCUAUAUCUGUUGCUCUUUGUUCAUCCGCCGUAACAAGCUCUUGUACGUCUAUAAUCGUCAACUUGAUGGUUAUCAACUCAUGUGUGGAUUUAUAUCUUGCCAUCACGAGACGCUCGGUUAAAGAAGAGAAAAUGAAGUCGAUAGCUGUAUGA